Messenger RNA from Porites lobata, 1761 nucleotides. NCBI's taxonomy places the organism in Eukaryota, Metazoa, Cnidaria, Anthozoa, Scleractinia, Poritidae. The record is from the annotation of a GenBank genome assembly.
CGUCCACUGGGUCUGAUUGAAAGCAAGUCAGUUGUAAAACUGAGAAGCGUCUUAAUUGUUCGCUUGUCCAAAACAGAAUUGACAGCAGGUGUAAAUUAGCAGAAAGAGUUGGCGAGGUCUCUUCGAAACUCACCGACAUCGAAACUCCUGGAGGACAUCAACAAGUUUCUCGGGCGAAAAGCGCGGCGCUUGAUAAGAAAUCUGUUCACCACCCGGAAAUGAAGUCUUCUUUUCAUGAUUGAGAUUCAAGAAAAUGGAAUACUUACAGACCUUAUACCCAUCCAGCCUCCAGGAAGCUUUUUCUUUAAUUGAUUCUAAGUAUGAGAUUCCAGAGGACGUAAACGAAAAUGUUUUGCGGACUCUGAGAAAGGACACAGAGAUGCAAACAUUCAAAACAAACAUUUCGGAACAGCACGAACGAAGCGACUGUAUUACAAUUCUGUGCGUGGGGACUAUUGCUGGAAAAGACAGUGUAUUUAUCAAAGACAGUUUUAUCCGCACACCUCCGCAAGGCUCUUCUCUACCACCUGUAUGUGUGGAUAUCCAUUUGAAAAAAAUUAAAUCAUCACAGAACGAUCAGAAUGCGUUAUCUGUCUUGGAUGAAGAUGAUCCCGAUCCCGAGGGAUUCGCGGGAUUCUCUUUCAAAUCUUUUCACGGGGCCCUUGUUUUUUGGAUUCCGGAACAUCCUUCUUCAUUGAGAGAAGCAUUAAAAUGGAAAGAGACAGUUGUCCAGUUUGCACAUUUGCAAAUCCCAUGCGUUCUCGUGGCUUUUAAUACAGCCAGUUUAGAAUGGAUGGGAGAAGGAAAAAUGAUUGAAAGCCAGGUAGCUCUGGAACAUUUAUGUCGUGAUCAUCGCUUUGAUUCGUGGUUUGAGAUGAAAUCUCGCGGUUGGGAUGGUGAAGUUUUCGAGCAAGCACUCUCCUUUCUGAUCAGUCAAAUCAAAACUGAGUAAAUUUCACCAGAAAAGUUGAAAAUUUGGACAUCACUUUAGGAUUCAGGGAAAACAAAAGAUGAUUACUUUUCGCUGCAAUGUCCUUUUUGUGCGAAAAUCGGCACGGAAUGAAAGCACCCCCUGAGUCAACGAAAGAAAGAUAAAUUCAUUUUACUUCUUUUAUGCGGGAAAGAGGAAUUUUUUUGCAUAGAUAAUUUGAGUCGAAUAUCACUCAUUUCUUUAAUGUUUCAUUAACUUUUUCUUUUGGGAAAAAACUGUGAAAUUAAGUAUAUAUUUGAUUCUUAGGCAGCAGUUCACACUUGGGUGCCCGGACACGGUGCCCCAGCGCGGUAAUCGCUGGGCUCUAAUGUGAACACACCCAUUUUUCAAGUACACACGCUAGAAUUCGGGCACGGUGCCGGUGCCCGAGUACAAGGUCCCAACCCGUGUGCACACAAUUUUUGUAAGUUCCGGGCAGUCAACGGAUUUGUUGUUGCUGCUAAGGUAAUGUUUCACUUACUCAUGUUUCAAAAUGGCGUCUGGCAGGGCGAAAUUAAGUAAAUGGUACUCAAAGUGUGAACACCAUUUUGAGCCGGUGCCCCCCACCCCCUAGGCACUGGUUCCCGAGCAUCUAGUGUGGACAGCCCCUUAAUCUAGAAUCAUGCUUGACAUGAAUCAUUGUGUUUCAAGAGUGGUGUGAACUGGUUAUUAGAGUAAGAUAGCGGUCACACUUAAAUCUUUCGCAUGGUUAACUUUGUCGUAUUUACUAUGUGGUAUAAUUCAAAUCACAAUUGACUUUAGUUCGGUAUUAAGAUUUAUUAUACGUUCAU